Molecule: messenger RNA, 10677 nt
Organism: Diachasma alloeum
Lineage: Eukaryota; Metazoa; Arthropoda; Insecta; Hymenoptera; Braconidae
Gene: conv
Exons: 11
Coding region: 1-10677 (3558 amino acids)
Cellular component (GO): extracellular matrix
Molecular function (GO): protein binding
Source: RefSeq, a predicted model, not a curated record
AUGAGAGCAUUCAACUCUCCUCGUACUCUCGUCCCGAUUGUAUUACUGAUAGUUUAUAUCAACUUUGUGGCGUCGAGAAGUAUCAGCGAUGAUGGAGAAGUGAUAGAUAAGAAGGUGUUGGAGGAGAGAGGAGAGGGCGGUGUGAGGGAAGAGGGAAUUGGGGAUAAGUCGGACAGCGAUGGGAGCGAGGAGGGCAUCAGGAGAUUUGACGCGGUCAUCGAAGAGUCGGAGAAGGAAGUGGAGCGGCAGGACCAGAGAUCGUCGGGCGAUAGCGAGGUCAGUGCCAAAGAAGACGCCGAUGGGGGAUCGGAAGUGAUGGCGGAUGACGCUACCGCGGAUCAGCGGAAGCGUUCCGUCAAACGAAAGCUAGAUGAAGUUGAAGCUGACGGGGAGACGAUCUCCGUCUCGAAGCACGAUGAGGAGAUCGUCGAUGAGAGUGAAGUUUCGAAAGAAGGGAUGGGAUCUAAUGGGGUAGUUGAAGUCCGUCAAAUUCCGGAAUUGAUACCGGUCAAGAUCGAUCAUAUCAGCCCGUAUGAACCGAAUUUCGGUGGUGAGGACGCGGCUAGGAAGUCCUUGGGAGUUGUGGAUGAGGAGGAGAAAAACGACGACGACGAGGGAGAAGGGGAGGUACGGAGUGAGCGGAGCAGCGAAAAGAAGGAAGAGGUGGAGGGAGAGGGGGCUGAGUCGAUCGUCCAGAAAUGGAAGCAGCAGGCGAUGGAGCUUCAGGGCCAAUUGAAGAAUCGUACGUUUUUUCAAUAUCUGAAGGAGCAAGCGAGUGAGGUACUCCCGGACAUUCCGAGAUUCACGGAGAUUCAGUUGUUAAAGGCGUUGAAGACGAUCUCGUCGAGGAAAUCGUCGGGGUCUGAGGACUCGUAUAUCAGGAAUUUGAACACCUCAGGGUUAAAUGACAAGCAACUGGAGAUCAUUGAGUGCGCUGAAGGUCUGGUUGCCGAGAAACAGCGCCAGAGCUUCUCCGAGAAUAUAAUUGACUGCGUCAGGGGGCUUGAUAUUCUCAACUGCAUGAGGAUCUUUAUCUGGCCGAUCAUUGCUGAAAACGUACCUGAACGUAUCAUGCAGAGUUUCCCAACUCUGCCUAUUGAGGUAUCGUUGAGUGAUUUUUUGCCGAACCGACAGGGCGAACAUUCCAAGAUCAUUCGUGGAGUUCAUCAGCAGCGGCUGCUCAUGCCGGAAACGGUAGUCGCUAACAUUCUUAAGGACGCGUUGGCUGCUGGACCACACGACGAGAAUAUUCCCACCCAGAUUGAUCCUGAGAAUUUCGCGAAAUUGUUGACCCCUGGGCAGUUGGACAUCCUGAAGAUGGCGGAGAAGUUCUUGCCGGAGUCUGUGCGGCAAGAGUACUCAAGUAAGAUGCACUCGUGUGUCCGGCGAUUCGAGUAUUUCAGCUGUGUUAAGUACUUCACCUGGCCCAUUGUGAAGCAAUAUUACCCGGCUCUACCGGAAUUUCCGGACUAUCAGACCUGGUAUCCGUCGUCCAUAAGCGUUUAUCCAGGGUAUCCAAUCGUGCCUUUUCCGGAUUUGUCUGAUAAUAAUGGACAGCUGCCGGAGGUCAUCGAAGCUGAUGGGUUAGUUCACAGAACCCCAAGACCUGAGACGAUUAUCUUUCAACUUCUGAGAAACACUGUUGACGAGCAACCUAGACACCAAGGAACAGCGGAAAUAUAUGCCCUUCCUGAUACCGGUUCCAUGACUCCUGAGCAACUCGCUUCGAUUCAAAUGGCCCAGCAAUUGGUACCCGUCUCCCAUCGUGCGGAAUUUGUCGACAAGACGACAAAGUGCAUUCAAGAGUACAAUUAUCUGUUCUGCACUAAGUAUUCAACAUGGCCGACGCUGAAACAAUUUCAGCCUCGUUUACCGGCUUUUACCGAUCUUGAAAGUGCCUUCGGGAAUUUAUUCAGCAAACUUCCGAAUUUCGGUAGUUUCUUCAGCGGAGACUCGGGUAAUAAGAAGAAUUUGACGGCAUUUUUUGGGGGACUGCCGUGGGCUGGGGCUUGGACUGGCGGUAGCGGAUCGCAGGGAGGAUCAGGUUCUGGCGGUGGCGGUCAGGGGUCAGGUUCAGUAGGCAGCGGAGACUCUUCUGGAGGCACAGGCUAUCCAUCCUUCCCAGGUGCAGCAGGAUCAGGUGGGGGAAGUUACAUACCAGGCUUCCCAGGUGCAGGAGGAUCAGGUGGGGGAGGUUACAUACCAGGCUUUCCAGGUGGAGGAAGUCAGAUACCAGGCUUUCCAGGUGCAGGAGGAUCAGGCGGCGGAGGGCAAAUUCCAGGCGUAGGAGGGUCGGGAGGUUAUAUUCCAGGAAUUGGAGAAUCUGGCGGUCAUAUCCCAGAUAUCUCAAACGUAGGAUCUGGGGGCAGUAACAUACCAAAUCCCUCUGGAGGUAGUUUCUCAUGGCCUGGUAUACCAGGAAUUAAGCCCCCAGGAACUAUUACUUGGGGAGGGGCUGGAGGUAGUGGACCUAGUGGAUCGUCAAGCAGUGGAGGGUCGGGAUCGGGUUCAUCUGGUACCAGCGGUGGCAGCUUGGGUGGGUCUGGACAAAGUGGUGGAGGCGGCACUUCAGGUCCUUCUAUCGGAAAUAUUCCAUGGACGGGCGGACAAGGAUCGGGAUCGUCAGGUAGCGGUGGUCCAAGUGGGCCUUCAAUUGGCGGAUCUGGGCAAUCUGGAGGAGGUGGCUCUUCAAUUCCUUCUAAUGGAAACAUUCCAUGGACUGGAGGACAAGGAUCGGGAUCGUCUGGUAGCGGUGCCCCAAGUGGGGCUUCAACUGGCGGAUCUGGGCAGCCUGGAGGAGGCGGCUCUUCGAUUCCUCCUAUUGGAAACAUUCCAUGGACGGGAGGACAAGGAUCGGGAUCGUCUAGCGGCGGUGCCCCAAGUGGGGCUUCAAGUGGCGGAUCUGGACAGUCUGGAGGAGGUGCUUCAAUUCCCCCUAAUGGAAAUAUUCCAUGGACGGGAGGACAAGAAUCGGGGUCGUCUGGCAGCAGUGGCCCAAGUGGGUCUUCAAGUGGCGGAUAUGGGCAGUCCGGAGGAGGUGGCUCUAUAAUUCCUUCUAUCGGAAACAUUCCAUGGACUGGAGGGCAAGGUUCGGGGUCGUCUGGUAGCGGUGCCCCAAGUGGCUCUUUAAUUCCUUCUAUCGGAAACAUUCCAUGGACUGGAGGACAAGGAUCAGGAUCGUCUGGCAGUGGUGCCCCAAGUGGGGCUUCAACUGGCGGAUCUGAGCAGUCUGGAGGAGGCUCUUCAAUUCCUCCUAAUGGAAACAUUCCAUGGACGGGAGGACAAGGAUCGGGGUCGUCUGGCAGCGAUGGCGCAAGUGGAUCUUCAAGUGGUGGAUAUGGGCAGUCUGGAGGAGGUGGCUCUCCAAUUCCUUCUAUUGGAAAUAUUCCAUGGACUGGAGGACAAGGAUCAGGGUCGUCUGCCGUCAGUGGCCCAAGUGGGUCUCCAAGUAGUGGACCUGGUCAGACUGGAGGAGGUGGCUCCUCAAUCCCUUCUAUCGGAAACAUUCCGUGGACUGGGGGACAAGGAUCGGGAUCUUCUAGCAGCGGUAGUCCAAGUGGGUCUUCAAGUGGUGGAUAUGGGCAGUCUGGAGGAGGCAGCAGUUCAAUCCCUGGCGGUGGUACUAUCAGCUGGGGUGGAGGAAAUGGUGGGUCAUAUCGUCCAGAUGUUGGGGGUGGAGUUCCAACGACCAUUCCAAACUUACCAGGACUUGGUGAGCAAGGAGGUGGGGGUAGUGGAUCAUCUGGCGGAUCGUCAGGCUCUUUACAGGGUCCCGGAAGCCCUAGUGGAUCUUCGAGCAGUGGUUCUGGACAAUCAGUCAGCAGUUCAAUACCUGGCGGUGGCACUGUCAGCUGGAGUGGAGGAAAUAGCUAUCAGCCAAAGCCUUAUAAGUUACUCACACCUGAAGAAGCUGACGGCUCUUCGAAACCACUCUCGAGAGCGCCGGCUGAGACUCUCCAACAGAAAUCGCUGGAGGCAAAGAUUAUCGACAUUCUGUACAACCUUCGAUACACAAUUCCGGAAAGUCCGCUGACACCUAUUCCCAUGGGUGGGCCAAGAGCAGUAUUGGCACAACUCAACGAAGAUCAAAUGAUCAUUCUGUCUCUCGCAAAAAGCAUAAUUCCCCCUCCCAUGAGACCAGAUUUCGCCUCGCAGACCGUAGGCUGUCUUCAAGGUGGAUCGAAUUUCUUGGGUUGCACGAAAAAUGUCAUCUGGCCUUUUCUGAAAUUCUACAUACCAAACAUACCAGCAUUUCCCGACGAUAAACCUCAAUUGAUGGAAAACCACUCGGCGGAAUUAGAUUUUAUCCCAGGAAGACACUACUCUCUAGAGCCUGUGUCGUACGCUCCAUUCAUUAGUCAACAUCAAUUGUCUCAACUGUUCAGACAGCCAAUUCAAAUCCUUGGAAGGUCACCACUGCGAUCGGAAAUCUCCGCGAAAGCUGAUGAUCAACCAAUCAUUUCGGUCACCGAUCCAAAAUUUGUCCCAAUUUAUACAGAUCAUCCAGACACAGUCGUCCUGAAGAUCCUCUCAGCCAUGGCCGAUUCCGUGGAGCAAUCUAAUCCUCCGGACUAUCGAAGCAGAAUACCUGCAUUCAUCACCUUCUAUUCCACGCUCAACUCCUCAUUAAAUGACGAGCAGGAACGAAUUCUGAAGGCCACUGAAUACUUGAUACCUGAAUCAAGCCGUCAGGAGUUUUUCAACGAAAUGUUAGUGUGUCUGAUAGACAACGCCUUCCAAACCUGUGCACGUGACAACAUCUGGCCAGCCUUGGCUAAGCACUAUCCAAGAAUCCCAAGUUUUCCAAAUUUCCAAGAGAACUCAUUACAGGACACCCCAUCUCUUUCAGAAGACUAUCGACGUAUAUCAGAGACUGAUGUGAAGACUGGUCAUCAUGGAGACACUGUGGUAACAAUAACAGACACCAGAUUCGUUCCCAUUUUCAGUGACCACCCAGAGGAGAUUAUACUGAAGAUGUUGAAGGGCGUUCAGCCGUCUUCUCUGAAUCAGAUAAAUACACCACCUUCAUCAAUCGCCAAAUCUCCAUCAUACGUGUCAGCCUUCACAAAGCCACAAGGAGAUAUCCUCGUCGUAGCAGAAAAUCUCCUGCCAGAGUCAAUCCGGGACAUCUUCGUCAUGCGUAUGAGCGAGUGUGUCAGAGACAACAGUUUCCUCGACUGCACAAGGGACAUUGCCUGGCCGACUAUCGGUCAGUUCUUCCCCAGACUCCCGAGUUUCCCGAACUUUGGAACUUUACCCAGCCUAUCAGAAGGCAAGCCUCAGCAACCAACCCUCCUUCCACCAGUUCUCGACACAACAGCACCAAUAGCCGAAUUCCCUCGCAUCAAUCAUCACGAGCACAAUCAGCUCCAGCAGCUACCAGAGACCCUCGAGUCCAAGCUCGAAGGCAUCCUUGCUGCAGUGUCGGGACUCAGAGUCAACACCCAAUCAGGAAUUUCUUAUCUGAACACGGAAGACCCAUUGACAUCGGCAUUGAUAACCGACAAGCAAGUGAAGAUUAUCAAAAUGGCUGAGGGUCUGAUUCCCGAAGAAGCUCGUCCAAUGUUCAUCGUCAAGAUGAUGGGCUGUGUUCGAAAAAGUGGUUUCCCAAUAUGUUCGCAGGCUGUUGCCUGGCCGACACUCCGACAAUUCGUCCCGAAUGUCCCUGAGUUUCCAGACAUAAGUAACUUUCUGCCUGAACUGCCAGAACUCCCAGACUUUUCAACAUUCCAGGAGCAGUUGCCAGAUCUUUCCAACUUCUCGCAAGUCGGCCAAGGCUUGGGACAGUUUACCCCCCAAUUCCAGCAGCCACCGAAGUCCCCUCCCGAAUUCCCUGGUCAACAUGGUGUUCUUCUCCCCGGAUACACUGCGUCAGUAGGGCCAGCCUCAGUGGUUCCAGCCUUCCCGGGCCAGCCAACCGAUAUCCUUGUAGAUAUCUCUCAAGAUCGUGUCACCUUCCCUGAGCCCAAGCAUCAACCACUGGAGAGACAACGCAGGGAAGUGAUCAACCUACUUGAGGACGAGCCAUUGAGAAUCAACGAAGCACCACUGAAUAUCACUGAAUCAGACCUCCUGGAGCUUCUCGUUAAUGUGACAAAAUCCAAUGCUGCUGAAUCAUCAGGGCCACCUGAGGAGUCCGUCGUACAGUCACUCAACUCAACCAUAAAGGAAUCUCUAACACCCCAGCAGCUAGCCAUCCUCACGAUGGUAGAAAAACUAGUUGUCCAGAAUAGUAGAGGUGUCAUGGGUCAGGUGAUUCGUUGUAUAACGGGCCUGAGUUUCAUCAGGUGCAUGGGAAUAUUCAUGUGGCCUGUCAUCACCUCUACCGUGCCAUCAUUACUAGGUAUUCAAUUGCCAUUUGGACGCUCGACCCAGGACACCGAUGAUUUGUUUGGAGUAUCUGUUGAAGAACUCGAGAAGGAGUUGCUUGACAGAAAAGAGGAGAUGGAGCACACAUUGUUCGACUGGUACAAAUCUCUGACACAAGAAAAAUUCCAAUCCACCUUGGGUUUUAUCAAGUUCGAGGGCUACGGCGAUGGCGAAAUUGGAAUUAAAUUUACGGGGGCCAGAGAAGGACGAGCCAAAAUCAAAGACCAUAAAAAUUUGCCCAGCAUUCUGACAAUAAUUAGCGACAUCAUGGAGGAUGUUCUUGAUACUGGCAAAGGCAGCCACAAAACGAGCAAGGACAAGCGUAAGGGCAGAGGCUUGAUUUUUCCGCUGAACGAAAACUUUGAGAGAUCCAACAACGACGAGAAUAUCAUCAACAUGUUCCUUCAGAGGCUCAAGACAAAUGCAACCGAUGAGGAUCUCCAUCUCGGGAACCGCAGACUCACACCUGAGGACGCUUAUCGAGCCUUCGAAGUGCUCUUCGGUCCGAGGCUGAAAGCGAGACUUGUCAAAAAGCUUCUACAGCUCCAGGAGAACGGCAUCGACCUGAACGACAGUCAUAACAGUCAUGAAGAACAACAGGAGGAGUCAUCGCAGUCGUCGCAACGACUGAGAGUCAUUCCCCUUGACGUUCAAGAGAAGAAAUCCAACCUUUUCAACGAAAUUCGGGAGGAACAGGACAACAUCGAUGCUAAUGGAUUGACAAGCGAGGAAAAUCCCAAAUCGGGUCUCAUAAUUCAUCUCCCAAAACUGGAUGAUGAAAUCAUCAGCCGAAAGACAAGCGAUUCCCUCACCAGUCUUGCACGUCACAUGAACAAGAACAACAUGUUCCAGAUGAUUCCUGGCAUCGGUUUCGCGAUGACUUUUAUCCUGCAGAUGGCAUUGGCUCACGCCAGAGCUGCUGCAUCAAUGGCAACAAUGCUGAGUAAUAUGGCCAUGGGAACGGCAAUGUUCAGUCUCGUCCGUCAAGCAAUAUUUGGUCAAUCAAAUCAUCCCAAAAUCAAAUACGUCUACGACACCGAUGGCCACGGGCCGGGUAUCAAACAUGAUGUCAGGUGUUAUUUACUCACCAGGAUGAUACCUUGUCUCCACGUUCUACUGUUGGGACUUGUCCUAUCGGCGUUGGGCGGCUAUGUACCACCAGGACCUCGGUACACUUGCCCCAAGGAACCGAUAUACAUUUAUCCAUGUACCUGUGAACGAGGAACUGAUAGAGGAUUGUAUGUAAGAUGUGAGAAUACCAACUUGGCGAGCUUGAGUCUGGCCUUCAUCAAUUUGGGAAAUGAACCAGCGCCGAUCGAGGUGUUGACGCUAUACAAAUGUGAUAUAGCAAGAUGGUAUGGACCCGCACUCUACCCUCUGAACAUCCGCGUUUUGAGAAUCAUUGACACUCCUCUCAAAUCAAUCGAAGAACACAGCUUUUUGGGUGUCAACAGGACUCUCCAAGAGCUCCACAUCAUUCGAAGUCGUCUAGAGAAAUUUCCAAAGGAAGCUUUCCAAAUCUUGGGAAAUCUGUCAGACUUGAUCAUCUCCGGACAUAAGCUCAACGUUCUUCCAGGCAACGGUUUUGGCGGGAGCUUGGCGUCUGCCAAGCUCGAGAGGCUAGAAAUCAGCAAUGGAAUUCUGUCAUCAUUGCCGUCAGACGCGCUGACGCCAUUGAAGAAGCUGAAGUUCCUUGAUCUGCAUGGAAACAAGAUUGAAGAACUGAAGCGAAAUCAGUUCAAGGGCCUGAGAGACACUGAGUUCCUAGAUCUGUCUGACAAUCUAAUCAGCAAGCUUGACCCAUCACAUCUGGCCGAUUUAACGAAGAUGGGAUGGUGCAAUAUGUCACGCAAUGCGAUUGGCGAGUUGAAGCGAGGAACUUUCGCCAGAAAUUCUGUUUUAAAAGUCCUGAACCUCAGUCAUAACAAAAUCAGAAAACUGGACUCUAAUACCUUCAGAGGAAUGAGAUUCCUGAGAAGAUUAUUCUUGAGUGACAAUCAGAUUAAUGAUGUUGGCAGAGGAACCUUUGGAUCUGUCACGAGAAUCGGUACGAUCGAUCUGGCCAGAAAUCAGAUAAAAAAGAUCGACUUUCAAAUGUUCAAUCAGCUUCAGUACGCGGAACUCCUGGAUGUGUCUGAAAAUGCGGUAACUAUCAUCGAGAAAUUAGCCUUCAAGGAUCUAUUCUUAGCAAGAGUGAAUCUAUCACACAAUGAGAUAUCGAAAAUCGAAGGCGGUGCCUUUGAGAAUUGCGCCAACAUAACAGUUCUCGAUCUUAGUUACAACAAACUCGACAACAUCUCGAAAUACGCUUUUGAUAGUUCAACAUAUGCAACAGAAUUGCAGCUAAGUUAUAACUUAUUAACGGCACUCAAUCAGGUGCCUUUGCACAACAUGACUGGUCUGAAAGUGCUGAAUGUCACUCACAAUAAUAUUCAAUCAGUUCCGCGACAAACUUUCCCGAAACUUUAUGAAUUGCACACGAUUGACCUGGCUUACAACAAUUUAUCGGAGAUUCACAACGGAAUAUUUCAGACACUGUUUAGCCUGCGAUUUUUGAAUCUGUCGCACAACUCCUUGGAAAAGAUCAGACCGUCGACAUUCGGCCCUUUAACGACAUUAUUACACCUAGACAUGAGUCACAAUAAAUUGACGGAUAUAGCAAGAGGAAGUCUUGCUCGUCUGUCAAGUUGUCAGACACUAUCCGUAAGAAAUAACAAGCUGACAAAAAUCUUUCAACUGCCAAUUCCCCUGGGUUACCUGGACUUCUCCGAUAAUGAUUUAGAGGAAAUUCCAACAAUUGACGUCUGGCCCUCCAUGAAUGCAUUAUUAUCCCUCGACCUCUCGAAGAAUCGCUUGAGUGAUAGCCUGCAACAUGGAAGCUUUCAGCCUCUAUUAACUCUUCGAACACUAAAUCUCCAAGGGAACAAUAUUACCGUGCCCCCAUGGGCAGCCCUGAGCACUCUAACCAGUCUUCAAUACCUCUACAUGCAAGAUAAUCACUUAACGAGUCUCGGUAAAUCAGCAUUUGGUCUUCUACCAAUCGUCUUCGAGCUCAACUUGGCCAACAAUAACAUCAAGAAUCUCAACCCAAGAGCAUUUGAGGGACUCCUUCAGCUUCUGACGCUUAAUUUGACUAACAAUGACAUUGGACAUAUACCCAACGGUGCAUUUCAGGGUCUCGUGUCCUUGAGAACCCUAGACCUGUCUCACAACCAUAUAGAGAAGUUGGAUAACAAGACACACGGAUUGUUGGACGAUUGUUUAUCUCUCGAGAGAAUCAAUCUCAGUCACAACAAAUUUUCAUUCAUCACCAGGAAAACAUUUCCCAACGAUCCCUAUAUACCUUACAGACUAAAGGAAGUCGAUUUGUCGUACAACUUGAUGCCAGUGUUGACGUAUGACAUUACGAUUGGAACUAAAAAAGUUGGUUACAUGAAUCUCAGUCAUAAUAAUAUCAACGAAAUCCGAAGGCAUGUAAUUGGAAACAUGACGUCAGUCCACACACUGGAUCUAUCUUACAACGAUCUAAGUGAUAUUUCCGAGAGAGAUGUCUUCGCAGCACCUGACAAUCUAACUAAUUUACACCUUGCCAACAAUCAUUUCACCAGUCUCCCCAUGAAAAAAAUCACCGCAAUGCCGAAGCUGAAGCUUCUAGACAUUGAGAACAAUGAAUUCUCCGAUUUUGAUCUGACUUUCAUGAAACUUAUCAACAAUGACACGGAACUGAGAUACGAGGGGAAUCCCUUGAACUGCAACUGCCACGCGAGACCCCUGAAACGAUGGAUUACAACGUUAACAGAAGUCCCAAGUGAAUGGAGAAAUGUUGUCUGUGCAAGUCCCGAUUACAUUGCCGGAAAAGCUCUUCCAUUCGUAACUGAAGAGUUGAUGACUUGCGACGAGAAUGAGAUUGCGGAAAAUACAGAUUUACAGAUAACGCCUGAUGUUAAAUUCCGACAGAUUGAAUAUGAUGAAGAAGACAAGUCUUGGAAAAUCACCUGGUACGUGACAUCGCGCGGUGACAUCGGUGAUUUUUACCUAGUCGUACGUGAACUAGGAGGAAGUAAACCGAUAAUUGAAAAAGACAUUGUGUACAAAGAGAGAUCCUACAAGAUACGAGAUAUACCGGAAUCACAAGCUAUGUACGAACUGUGUGUACUAGCGAGAGACUCAAUCGGCAAUGUCAAACACUUCAGAAAUUCUCAGUGUCAGGUAUUAAAUAAACAGCCAGUCACAUCAUCAACGACAUCGAUAUCAUGCUCAGGCAUAGCCUCCAUACUGGUUACAAUUUUUAUAGUUGCUGUGAUGUAA